Molecule: messenger RNA, 2283 nt
Organism: Metarhizium album ARSEF 1941
Lineage: Eukaryota; Fungi; Ascomycota; Sordariomycetes; Hypocreales; Clavicipitaceae
Product: ABC transporter, transmembrane domain, type 1
Exons: 3
Coding region: 1-2283 (760 amino acids)
Biological process (GO): transmembrane transport
Cellular component (GO): membrane
Molecular function (GO): ATP hydrolysis activity; ATP binding; ABC-type transporter activity
Source: RefSeq, a predicted model, not a curated record
AUGUGUUCGUGGACAAGACAUGUCAAAAUUGACGCUGCUGUUCCCAGCGAGACGCUCUAUGCCUUUGCCUCCAUCCUUUUAUGGGGGGCUAUUAGUCUUCUCCUUGUGGAAGGAGAAACGCCGCAUUGGCCGGCAUACAUCAUUGCGUGGACCGCCGGUGGUAUUUCUGACCUCAUUCUUGUCGCCAUCUCAGCAUCAGAAUUUAGCGCAAGCGGAGCGUGGGCCUCAACGCUCGUGGGACUACAGGCUGUUCGAGUCGUCAUCUUCUUCUUGGCGGCUAUUUAUUGCUACAGUUUUUUGAACAAGGAUGUGAAAACAGAAAAGACAAAUGACGUAGAAACCCGCAGCCUGCUAGGCGCUGUCGACGAUGACGACAGCUCCGUCUCUUCAACGGCCUAUGGAUCCGUACAUGCCAACCAUGACCAUGAUGGAAUCGAUGUUGACGAGGCUUCGGAUGAUGAGGACGACAAGGAAAUCAAGAUGCUGCAGAAGAAGCGCCUCGAGCAGGCUGGCGGGUGGCUAGGCUACCUGACGACCCUUCUAGUCUUCCUGCCCAUCAUCUUGCCCUACAAGCAUAGGCCAACGCAAAUGUGGAUUGUUGCCCUUGGGAUUUGCAUAGUGCUCCAGCGGAUACUUACGUUGAUGAUUCCUCGUCAGUAUGGUAUUUUGACCGAGGCUAUUGGCAAUAUGAGCGGAACAGGGCAGGUUCCUUGGAGGGAGCUCAUCACUUGGGGCCUGUUAAACUUUCCCAUAGAAGCUACUCUCUCGCUGGUCCAUUCCAGAGCCGGAGAACGAGUCUCCCAAUUCGCAUAUCGACAGCUCACAACCCUGGCGUUCUCGCACGUUAUGAAUCUCUCCAUGGACUACCAUACUUCAAAGAGCACUGGCCGGGUAGCAAAGGCCAUUGAGCAAGGCAGCAAUCUCAGCUACAUGCUCAACAGCUUCUAUGACACCUUCCCCAUCUUUGUUGACUUCUUCAUCGCCAUUGUCUACCUCAGCGCCGAAUUCGACGCCACCAUGGGCUUCAUCAUUGUCGCGACCUCCAUGAUCCAUGUAUACGUUGCGUACAAGGGUAACUCGAGAACAGUACAGAUUGAACGGCAAGUAAAUGAGACCAAUCGCGCCGAAAACGAAAACUUAUAUGACUCCAUUACCAACUGGCAGACUGUUGCAUAUCACAACCGCCAAAAGUACGAAGAGGAUAGGUACGCCAAUUCGGUCUGGAAAGCGGUGUGGGCGCAACGCACCCUUCUGAAUACCUUGGACGUUGUCAGCUUUCUGGAGAGUUUCGUCAUGGAGGCUGGUCUGCUCGCAGCUGUUUCCCUGGUCGCGGUGAGAAUUGCCAACGGGACCGCAAAGUUUAGCAGUUUUGUGUUUUUGGUGUCGUACUGGGACACGAUCAGGUCGCCAAUGUCGAUGCUGGCGUGGAACAUCCGAGAAGCGACCACGCAUGUCAUCGACGCCGAGUGGCUCUAUCAGCUGAUUCAGACGAAGCCGUCGGUUCGAGACAAGGAAGGCGCGGACAAAAUUCAGCUCAAGGGCGGCAAGGUCGAGUUCAAGAACGUGUCCUUCUCGUACGGCCCCGACAGACCGAUUAUCCGGGGGAUGACGUUUACGGCGGAGCCCGGACAGUCUGUGGCCCUUGUUGGCGAGACUGGAAGCGGCAAGUCCACGACUUUGAAACUGCUGUAUAGAUUCUAUGAUGUGUCCGAGGGCUCCAUCGCCAUUGACGGACAGGACAUCCGAGAUGUGACGCUUGGCAGUCUGCGCGACGUCUUGGGCGCCGUGCCGCAAGAUCCAGCCGUCUUUGACCAGACGCUCAUGGAGAACAUCCUGUACGCUCGGCCGGGAGCAACUGAAGCAGACGCCAUCGAGGCGUGCAAGGCGGCCCGUAUCCACCACCAAAUCAUGAAGUUCCCCGAGGGGUACCAGACCAGACUUGGUGAGCGCGGUGCUCGCCUGAGCGGCGGCGAACUACAGCGUCUGGCGAUAGCGCGAGUAAUUCUGCGCCAGCCCAGGAUUGUAGUCUUGGACGAGGCCACGAGUGCAGUGGAUUCCGAGACGGAGUCCCUUAUCCAGCAGGCCAUUGCGGCACUGAGCGCCGGCAGGACCGUCUUCAUGAUUGCGCACAGGUUGUCGACCGUGGUCAAUGCCGAUUUGAUUCUGGUGAUUGACCAGGGCCAAGUUGUGGAGAGAGGUUCUCACCGAGAGCUGUUGCGGCUCGGGGGCAAAUAUGCCAGGCUGUGGAAUAUGCAAACCAUUGUCAGGGACGAGAUCGAAUGA